Molecule: messenger RNA, 2322 nt
Organism: Closterium sp. NIES-65
Lineage: Eukaryota; Viridiplantae; Streptophyta; Zygnematophyceae; Desmidiales; Closteriaceae
Source: the annotation of a GenBank genome assembly
AUGCGUCGAGUGACAAGACUUCCUCCCGGUCCUCGUCCGGAUAUCAGCUCUCGUUGCGAGUUCUUUCUAACGGGGACAUUUUCUCCCUCUCCGCCGCAGGCUGCAGCGCGCGGUGCGCACGGCGCGGAUUCCGGAAGCGAAGGCGCAACCGAGAGCUGCCUUCCCGCCUCCUCCGGAGCCUUUCCCUUCUCCCCUCCCGCGGGGAUCUCCCCCUUUUCCGCUUCCACCUCCCCCUUUUCCGCCCCCGAUUCCCGCUCCUUCCCCCUUGACCCCACUCUUGCCAUGCCGCCGCCCUUCUUUCCGCCGUCGUACCCGUCUCCGUUCUUCGCGCCGCACUUGCCGCCGCAUUUGCCGCCGCAUAUGCCGGCUUGCCCAAAGCAACUGGCUAAGUGGCAGAAGCAGGCUUCCGUUCCCGUCCCCGUGUCUUCCGCCGCAAUUCGCGCCGCCCAUCGCGGCGACAAGCUCCAACCGCCGCCUGCCACGAUGCCGAUGGGAAUGCUCGGGGGUCCCUGCGCCCCGUAUCCCAUGCCCGUGAGUUACGGCGGACCUUACGGCGGGUUUUACGGGCCGGCAGAUAUGGCAGCUGCGGGAAGGAGUCCCGCUCAAGCUGGUCCCGCUACUGCUGCGGCGGCGACGGCGGCGGCGGCGGGGCCAGCGGCGAGAGCAGCAGCGCGGAACGGCUUUCCCGCUCGACCCAAUCUGCCCUCCGCCCCCUGCGCCCCCUCCGCCCCGUCCGCCCUGUCCGCCCCUUCCGCUUCCGCCCGUCCUUCCCCUCAGCCUGCUCCCGCCGCUCCUUCCGCUUCCAGCCCUCCCUCUCGUCGCUCCGCCAUUUCUCCUCCUUCCGCUUCCUCCCCUCCUUCCGCUUCUUCCGCCCGUUCUGCCCUGUCCGCGCCCUCCGCCCCCCCUCCAUCCGCCGCUCCCGCACACCCUCCUCCCCGCGUGUCUUCCGCGGGUCCCCCUACAUCCUUCCCCCGCUCCCCCGCUGGUGUUUCCGCUGGCGCAGCUCCUGCGGGCGCAGUUUCCCCCGCUGACGUGCAGGGCGCGCGGAACUACCCGCCCAUGUGCUGGCGGGUCGCGCCGCCUUCAGCCGCCGCGUCUAUGCCGAUGGGUUACUUGACGGCCAUGCCCGGAAUGGCCGGCAGUUCUGCCGGCCAGAACGUGCCGACGCAGUAUGGAACCCUGUACGCGGAGCAGGGGGGGGCAGAGAUGGCGGGGAUGGGGAGCCUACCGCAAGGGAUGGGGGUAGUCGGGGGAAUGGCGGGGAUGGGGGCGAUGACGGGAAUGGGGGGCAUGGGGGGAAUGGCGGGGAUGGGGGGAAUGGGCGGCAUGGUGGGGAUGGGGGGAGUUGAGAUGGGGAGCAUGGGGGGUUUGCAAGGGUUUCAUAUGGGUAUGCAGAGCAUGCAAGCAAUGCACGCCAUGCAAGGCAUGCAUGGCAUGCAGGGGCUGCAGGGAAUGCAGGUGAAGGAGAAGCAGCACGGAAAGCUGAAGCGGGGCGAGGGCAAGGACAAGGCGGCCCACCGCUACCGCGGCGUGAGGCAGCGGCCCUGGGGCAAGUGGGCGGCUGAGAUCAGGGAUCCAGCAAGGGGAGUGCGGUUGUGGCUGGGGACAUACGAUACAGCAGAGGACGCUGCUAGAGCCUAUGACGCCGCCGCCCGAACCAUACGGGGCGCCGAUGCUCAGACAAACUUCGCCGACCCAAACCCCCCUGCUGCUGCUGCUGCUGCUGCUGCGAGUGAUGGUGCUGGUGCUGCUAGUGAUGGUGGGACUACUGCUGCUGGUGCUGCUGGUGCUGCUGCUGGUGCUGGUGAUGGUAGUGGUGCCAUUCCUGCCUCUGGCGUCAUCCCAUGUUCAGGUCUCAUUCCCACCAUCCCAAACACAGCAUACACUGUCAAAAACCCUGCUGCUGCUGCUGCUGCUGUCAGUCCAGGUUCACGGCUCCUUCAGGAGUCGGAGAAGGCUGAAAAGGCAGCGAGAAUGGAGGGCAAUGGUAACGUUGAUGUGCUUAUUGAUCUGCCGGCUCAAUUCACUGACAUAUCCGCGUGCCUGCUGUUUCCAAGCUCCGGCGCUGACGCUGCUGCUUCAGGUGCUGCUGAUCCAGGGUCUGCCACCAUUGUUGGUGUUCCAGCAGUGUAUGGCGAUGCUUCAGGUGUUUAUGGCACAGGUGUACGUGAGCAAGGUGCAUCAGCCAUGCUGACGAAGCUGGAGCAAUGUCAAGAUGAUCCUGAGGCCCCAUGUCAAGAUGUUGAUGCUGGCAUGUGGGCCCUAGACAUGCCUCUAUAUAUAGAGGCAGGCGACGAUGGCAUGGAUAGUAUUCUAUGGUGA